This is a messenger RNA of Sceloporus undulatus (fence lizard), 5529 nucleotides long. RefSeq names its product cadherin like and PC-esterase domain containing 1 (gene CPED1). The transcript has 24 exons. The record is from RefSeq and is a predicted model, not a curated record. Bases 548 to 3685 code for a protein of 1045 amino acids. Lineage: Eukaryota; Metazoa; Chordata; Lepidosauria; Squamata; Phrynosomatidae.
UAACUUUGAACUCAGAAAGUUACAGAGAGGGAGAGAGAGAGAGAGAGAAGUCUAACAGAGGGAAAACUAGCCUUUCAGCUUUUUAAAAACAGGGAGCAUUUUCGGUGAGGAACGGCUGUGCACGUUUGCCGACAGGAAAAAGGCAAUUUAAAAGAUCUGCAAUGAAGGAAAUGGUAUAUUGGAAAAAAAAACCCAACAGAAUGGGAAUUGGACAUGCAAGAGGGGAAAAAACUGCUUGAAAAUCCUUGACACUGUUCGACUGUGUACACACCAUAUAAUAAUGUUUCACUUAUUGCUUUCUUCUUGAAUACAUUUCCCCCCAUGACACUAUUGUGUGGAUUGGGCAAUGCUUCUGGAAGGAUUGUUCAUCCUGGAGUCCUGUAACUUCUUACCACGGGAAAACUCAGGUCCAGAGAUGACAGAGAGAAUUUGAGCUAUUGCUGGAGAAAGCCUACAUUUUUCUUUGCAUUUCAUGCUGAAGAAAAAUAGCCGCUCUGACUGCUAUUACAAUGUGGAAAUGGGGCGAAAUUAGAAACUUAAGGUGGCCAUGUCUUGCUGGCAAAUUCUGCCUGGACGGAGAUGGUGUCGACUUCGCCCAUUCCUAGUAGUGCUGGCACUGGCUGCCUGCCUUUUUUACCAAACCCUGACACCUUUAAGAACGAGGAGGUAUCUUCCAGCAGUUGGCAAUGGGGUUCUAUCAAACAAAGUGGUUGAAGGCCAGCAUAGGACGCACAAGGAAGUCUCUGAGAAGCAAGUCCAUUGCUUCCUUUCUUCAAACAACCUACAAGCAUGGAAGGAGACUGAGGACGCCAUUUUUAAACACUUUAGAAGCCAGACAAGAGCGGUUAUACUUUACAUCCUCUCUUCUGGCAAUAAACAAGACCUUCAAUUAUAUCGACAUAUCCUUGCACAACACAAUUAUGUGGUUACAGUCCUUGAAGAUGGGAAACUGAGCAGACAUGAAAUCCCCAAUCAAGAAUUAAGCUCCUGGGAUCUUUUGAUUUGCCUGUCUUCCCGAAAAGCUGACCAUGAAAAUUGCUUAAAUAUAGUGGAAUCGCAUCGGCCGAUGUUAUUGCAGAAGGCAAAUGUCCUCCCCUCAAUACAACAUCUGCUUUGUAGAAAGGAAGGAUUGUGCCAGAUAGUGAGAACAUUUCCAGAUUUGUAUCUUCCAGUUGCUCUCCCUGCUUGCCCAGAAUCAAAUAUGGUAUCUCUUCAUAUUGUGAAACCCCAUGAUGAUAAUGAACCAACAUUGACCCAAAUGUUGUACCAGCCCAUCACGAAUGUUCAGCAAUAUCAAAUACCAACUGAAAUUGACAAUAAAGGUGCCUUUAAAAUUCAAGAUCUUUCACUCAUCAUCAAAGUGUAUGUCCUGGUGACAUCUUUAACACCUCUGAGAGCAUUCAUUCAUUCAACUGGUGUUGUCUCUUAUGCUCCCAAGAAGAAGUACUUCUCAGUCAAGCUGCAAGCCUUUUUUGAGACCAUAUUCACAACCAGCUCCCCUCAGCAGGCUUUGGAUGACAUGAAGGAAGCAAUAAACAAACUCUUGUUGAUAACUGAGGUUUUAAGUGAAGCACCUUCAUCUGGACCAAAAUACUCCAGCCAAUGCACUUCGUGCUUUCAGAUGCUAACCUUUGACAUUGGCUUCAGUCCUUCUAUGCAUCCAAUUGUUCUUGAGGUACAUGAGAACUUUGACUUUCCAGCUGAUGAAGAUUCAACUUUUCAGGACCAAACUGUUAAAGAAAUUCUUCUUGGAGACACUUUUAGGAUGAUCUCAUCCAAUCAGUCUUCUUCAAAGACUUUCUUCAAGGCUUUACAGAAUGUAUACCGAUCAGGAGGGAGCAAGAAUGAACUUCAUGAGAAGGAACUGGAACUUUGUCUGACUUUAGAAGAACUAAAUCCAUUGAUAAGUUUUAUACAGGAGUUUCAGAAUCUAGGACAAUUUGAAGUGCUUUUCCCCUCUACUAUUCCCAAGAGCAAUUUUUUGCUGCAUGACCUUUAUCGGAUGGUGAAUCCAGGAGAAAAGUUUGGCUCAGUCCUGGCUGCUCACUGGGUCCUCUCAAAUUUACUUGAACACUUGCAAGUCAUUAACAGAGCAGUACACACAAAUCGGCCUGGAGGGCAAAACAAAGAAGUGGGAAAUGUGUCUUCGAUGACAGCCAGAUGGUCAAGCCUUAGAUCGUCUUACUCAGAAAAACAUAGCAUUAAAACAAGAGCUUCUUAUCCAUUCAGUGAAAACCGGGAAGAUUUGCGUUUUUUAAAUAUGGCUAAAGAAAUACACUGCAGUCAUGAUAAAGAUACUCUACCUCAUGUCAAGCAGAUCUUUACUACUCCACAUUUGGAUUUAAAUCCUAAUUUUGACCCAAAGAUCAAAGAAUACUACUCUGAAGUCCCAUUUGAUGUUGUGACAAUAAUGAUUAGAGCAGAACCUGCCAAUUGUCAGUGUGAAGUUCACCUGGAUGAGAAGAAUGGGCCAAGUGUUGCAAAUUACCCACUUGGCCUAGGAAUAAAUAGAGUGAAUGUUCUGGUAAUAGAUGUGUCUCAAUCAGUCCAUGAGGUUGUCAGCAUCUACAGACUUAUCAUUUUUCGAGAAGAUCGUCCUAGUUUGCCACUGUUCAAUGACUUCAUGGUGUGUGGUUUUGUACAGGAUUGUGGCUCAUUAAUACAUCCUGAAGAAUCCUGUGGUUUGCAGCCUCUCUCUGCUGACUAUUUGUCAACCAUUUCACAGCCACAGUUAAAAGCAUGUGAUGCAGGGGACACAAAAGGACAAUGGAUUGUGCCUUGUCUUAGUUGUUCUGACAACCGAACUUGUGACUGGAGACAAAUAACAUGGCAGCCAUACAACUGUCAAUAUCCUGUCCUCAGCAAACUGGAACUGCAACAAUGUGUGGAAAGCAAAAAGGUCCUUUUCAUUGGAGAUUCAACUAACAGAGGAAUGAUGUAUUACCUGAUAGAGAGAGUGAACAAGACUCUGCAAGAAUGGCAAAAAGCUCAUGACAUGAAGUUUUAUGAUAACAUAAAUGAAAGGAAGACUUUUAUCAGCUACUCAUAUUACCCCCAGUUUUGGAUCAGUGUAAACCAAAGACCAACAUUUGAAAAAGCACUAGAGCAGCUGCUUCUCAGAUCACAGCCACUACAGAACACAGGCCAGACUAUAUUAGUUGUUGGUGGGGUCCAAUGGCUUAAUUUCAAUCACUUACAUAUUAUUCAAAAAGUGCUCAAGCGAGCAAAUCUGUCAAACAUCCAAGUAGUGAUAAAAUCCUUGGGAAUGGGCUUUCACCUGCCCGUCAAUGGAGUGCACUAUCUGUCUCCAGUGGAAGUGCAGAAUUUGUGGAAUGAAAAUCAAGCUAUUUUGAACACAGCCAAACAAUAUGGCUAUGAAGUGGUUGAUACUUUUAUUAUCACUAUGGGACGGUACAAGGAAUUUUUGCAAGGGAAAUGUGGAUGCCAUUUUCAUGAGGUGGUAAAAUCCAAAACAUCUGAAGGAAGUUCUCCCAUGGCAAUGAGAUUUUCAAAGCCCUAUGCUCUGGGUAAACAUUUCAACAACCAAAGCAACCUGGUAAAACUUCAAGCCUAUGCAUCCAAUUCUCAAUCCCCUUAUCAUGUGAGAGGUCCGAUAAACCAGGUUUAUUCAGAAAUACUCCUCAGCAGGAUCUGUGCAAAUGACAGGAAUGUUGCUGGAUUGUAAUUUUGUAUGGGUGAACUGUCAAGCUCCAGACUCUGUGCUUUUCCCAUGUGGUGUUCCAAACGCCAUACCAGAUUUAUUACAAACUUCUCUGUGUGGCUAAACAGACCACCAACAUAACACAACACAUGUGACUGUUUCCACAAUGUCUUAUAAAACCAAGAUGUGUCCCUACAUCUGUGGUUUUAGAAUAAGAGACACAGAAGAUGAGAAAGGGUGGUGGGGAGAAAUCACUUGAAAUAUUGCCCAAAAAUAUGUUUUAAGCUAAGUAAAUGCAUGUAUAGUUGCCCCUUCUUUUUCACAGGGAUCUGUUCAGGACCUCCUCGUGAAAAUGGAGUUUAGCUUAUAUUCAAGCCCCAUUGGCUUGAAUAUGGGCACGGGCAUACAGGGGCAUGCCACAGGGGCUCACCCCAUUCAUUUCCCCACCAUUCGUCCCCCGAGAGAUGUGAGCCUGAAGACUGUGAGAACGGAUGGAGGACUGUAGAUAUAAGAGCUUUUAUAUAUAGAUAGAGAUAUAUUUUGUAGCAAUUGCUCAAAUAUAGGUACAGGUUAUAACACCUGUAAAGAAAGAAAAAUCUCAUUCCACUUUUAAAACUUUUAUGGCAUAGCAAAACAGCAAUAUAUGAAUAUGCACUUAAAAACAAGUAUCACAUUUUAACCAACAGAACCAGAACUAUAUUUCUGACAUUUGCACUUGGAGAAUGAUGGCACCAGAUCUCUUUCAAUGUUGUCCUAGUGUUUCAUAGUGACAAUUUCUCACAAUUUCUUUAUGGCUGGGUAAAUCAGGGUUGCAGGUUAAUCCCUUCACCUUACACAACAUCAUUAAUUGAAAUAACUAUUUGCACCAUGGUUGCUUCAUAAUCAAGAAAAAAGACACUAGGAGUUCUAAUCCCGUGACAUAUAAUUUGACCCUUAAUAUGUUGGUUUCUUACUUGGUUGUCCUCUGUGUUUCAUAUGCAGCACUGUUCGCCAUGCAUGCAUGGAUGCUGCUUCUUCUCUUUCCUGAACCAUCCUUGUGCAAUGUGUAACCACAGUGCACAAUUACAACUAACAAUAUUUCUGUAUGCCAACUUCACUUCCGUCACUGUUAGCAAACUACCUCUCUUGUGCCAUGAGAACUAAUUGACCCCACAUGGGUAAUGCGACUUAUGGAUGUGUACUUCACUAACGGGAUACCAGCCUUCAUAAAUUAAAAGGCAAACUCAGAGUUUCUGUCUGUAUAGAUAUGUUUUUAAAAUGGCUGUACAGAAAUGAUUAUGUGGUCAUCUCAGAAAUAAACUCCAAACAGAAAGGAUCCUCUCAUAAUGGUGCCAAAGAAAUGUUUGAAAGGAAGGCAGGCCUGUUUUAUUGCACAGUCUUAAAAGUCUCUACCUUUAGUGUUGUUAAAGUUUUGUGUUCUCAUUUUUAUUGUCUUCUUUACAGCUUUUCAUUUGUAUAUCAUUUGCUUGUUGUGUGCUAAAUUCCCUUGCAACAGCAGCAAAAACUGAAAAGAAGGGUGCCUGUAUAUAUUGAAAGCUGGGUUAAAAUUGGAUUCUUACUUUUUAAAAAAUCAAAAACAAAGGAAUUUAGAAUGAAUUCUGGUCUAGUUAAACUUCCUAUUGUUGACUGUGUAUUCACCAUUAUAUGGUUUUAUUUUUCUGUUGUCCAUUGUGUUAAAUAUUUCUCAGAUGUUGCUCUUCUGAAAGCAACUUUCCAAUGCUAUAUCUUAUACAAAUAUAUUUUUAUAUAAGGUUAUCAUUGUAACAUGUAAAGCAACAUAUAUUUAAUCAGGUUUCCAUCUGUAGAGUCUAAUAGUUAAAGAAUUUUCAGGGUAAUAGAAUGGAAAAAUAAAAAUGUUCAGCACAUUA